AUGAACUAUAUAUAUUUGAACUCAGGAUCUCUUACUUAAAAUCAACCUUAAUAUAAUUUCAAUUAAGUCCAGCACCCCUACAUUGCGAUACCAACAAGCUAUAUUUUGUAUCCAAUCAAUUAAUCAUCAGUAAUUUAAAGCUCUCAAUAAAUGGCAAUUUCUGAAAUCUCAAAAAUUAAUCCAACGAUCUAACUCAUCUAGAACAAUGUAACUUAGCAGCAUUCUGGAGCUUAACUGAGUAAUGAAAUAAUUGGAACUCAAAAUCAAUAGAAUAAUGAAUAAAAAUGCUCUAAUGAACUAAAGUCUUUUGAAGAUUCCUAAAUUUAAGAGAAAAGUAUUUAAUAUGCCAUGGACUGCAAUGACGAAAAGAGGAUGCUAGAUGAUUAAAAUAAUAAUCAUUUAUCGAAUAAUUUAUUAUCAUCUAACUCUACAAAUCUUAAUCUUAACUCAGAAGCAGUACAACCAACUUCAGAAGAAGUAUAAAAGAAGCCACUUCAAUGUCUCAUUAGGUUUUUAAAAAUAAAAGAAAAAGCAGACGUAAAAAUAUUGGAAGAAUCAUCAAUAAAAUCAGAGUCCACGUUAAAUUUGAAAUCGGAAGAAGAAGAAGUCUCAGAAAAAAUAUCUGUAGAAGAUCAAGUAGAUUAGCUCUGCAGUGAAUAAAAACGAUUUUAUAAGAACAUUAUCAUUUCUAAGAGACAACUCGACCAGAUAAGAGAGUAUGAAAAAAGAUUUCCAAAUAGAUGUCUAAAGCACUUAAAUAAGGAAUUAAUGAAAGCAGGUGAAAGUAUUAAGGGUAAGACUAUAUACUGGAUCUAUAAAAAAGGGCUCUCACGAAGCUAAUGGAUAAGCACAAAGAUAAAUUAGCAAUAAAGCUGUGUAACCUGCAAAAAGGCAUGGUACUACAAGUACCAAAUGAAUGUUCUUAAAAAUGAGUACUAGAAAAAUCCUCAUUGGAGCAAAGGAAAGAUCACUGAGCUUGCUGCAAAACUAAAUAUGAAAGAAAGUUAAAUAUAUAAAUGGAGAUGGGACAGCAAAGAAAAAUUCUAAGCUUAGAUUUAAACACGAGCUAGCGACAUUCUCCUGCCAGAUAGAAUAUUUGAGAUAGAAAAAAUAGACAAGGACUAGAGAGACUCUCGUAAAAAGUACAUUUACCCAAAACAAUCAGUAUAUUUUAAGGUUCAACAUUCAAACAAAGAUAAAUUUCCAAAGAUCAAGCACUCGUAGUGA
Molecule: messenger RNA, 1227 nt
Organism: Stylonychia lemnae
Lineage: Eukaryota; Ciliophora; Spirotrichea; Sporadotrichida; Oxytrichidae
Source: the annotation of a GenBank genome assembly